Molecule: messenger RNA, 889 nt
Organism: Brassica oleracea var. oleracea
Lineage: Eukaryota; Viridiplantae; Streptophyta; Magnoliopsida; Brassicales; Brassicaceae
Source: RefSeq, a predicted model, not a curated record
CACAAAACCAACAAAAAAACAUCAGGAAAACAUGUCAUUAAUGGAGAGAAGAGAGGAACAUUACUCAAACUACUUUGUCCAAAGCUCUUCAUCCCUUUUCCACGACGCAGAAUCCGAAUUCCAGUCCCCAUAUCAAUCUGACUCAGUGCGAUUGGUCUUAGUCCGCAUCAAUGAAUCCCCGAGGUACUCAGAUUUCUUGAAAUACUUUGAGGAUGAUAAUGAGAAGAGGUUGAUGCCAUUGCGGAGCCUCAAUUCGGGUUGGUGGAUCGUUCUACAAAUAUUGUGGAGGUUUUUGUUUAGCUCUGGAGUGGCAUUGCUCGUCUUUUACAUUGCUACUCAGCCUACUCGUCCAGACGACAUAUCUAUUCGAAUUGGAAGGUUUAAUCAGUUUUUAUUAGAAGAAGGUGUGGAUUCACGUGGAGUGUCGACUGUCUUCCUCACUUGCAAUUGCUCUACUAAGCUCAUAGUGGAUAACAAGUCUUAUGUGUUUGGCCUUCACAUUCAUCCUCCAUCUAUCAAAUUAUUUUUUGGCCCCCUCAACUUUUCAAAGGCACAAGGAACUAAACUAUAUGCAUCAAGCCAUGAGUCAACAACAUUUCGGCUAUAAAUAGGAACAAAGAACCAGACGAUGUACGGGGCAGGAAGACAGAUGGAGGAUAUGCUUCAAUCUAGAGCUGGAUUGCCUCUAAUACUACGAAUGAACCUAAUCUCCGACUUUCGAGUUGUCUGGAGUAUUAUAAACCCUAUGUACCAUCACAAUGUCGAGUGUUUAUUGUUUCUUUCUUACAACAAGAAACACAAACAAACUACAGUAGUAAAAGAAAAAUGUAGGUUGGUAUCUUAACUAAUCAGAGAUUCUUCUCCCUGGAAGCAUAUGAAAGUAUUUGAA